AUGCUUUAUAAAAGUAUUAUUCUAGGUAUGUUACCAAAAAUUGUUGCUGAACAAUUACGUAUUGGUCAAAUUGUUAGUGCAGAAUAUUAUGAUAAUUGUACGAUAUAUUUUAGUGAUAUUGUUGGUUUUACAACUAUUGCAAGUCGAUGCAAACCUAUUGAUGUUGUUGAAUUUCUUAAUCGAGUUUAUACAACAUUUGAUACAAUUGUUGAUCAAUAUGAUGUUUAUAAAGUUGAAACAAUUGGAGAUGCAUAUAUGGUAGUUUCCGGUGUACCAAAAAAGAAUGGUAAUGAACAUGCAUAUCAAAUAGCAACAAUGGCACUUGAACUUAUUCGUCAAUCAACAAUGAAUUGCAUUAUACCAUAUUCAAAUAAUGAAAAACUUCGAAUUCGAGUUGGUUUACAUUCCGGACCUGUAUGUGCUGGUGUUGUUGGUUCAAAAAUGCCUCGAUAUUGUCUUUUUGGUGAUACUGUAAAUACUGCAUCACGAAUGGAAUCUAAUGGUGAAGCAAAUAAAAUUCAUAUGACAAAUGAUACAAAAGAAUUACUUGAUAAAACUGGUCGUUUUCUUAUUGAAAAACGAGGAAUAAUACAUAUUAAAGGCAAAGGUGAUAUGACUACUUAUUGGUUACUUGAAGAAUUAGAAUCAAAAAAUGAUUAUAUUGAAAAAAAUUUCUUAUAUGUACAACCAAUACGACUUCCACCAAUACAUAAAAAAGAUAUAUCAACAUCAUUUCUUGUUCCAAAUUCAACUUCUAUUUUAAUGCCUAAUCGUUCACCAUCACCACGAAAAACAACUACAUUCAAUUUAAUUUCUUUAGAAUAA
Messenger RNA from Rotaria sp. Silwood2, 825 nucleotides. The record is from the annotation of a GenBank genome assembly. NCBI's taxonomy places the organism in Eukaryota, Metazoa, Rotifera, Eurotatoria, Philodinida, Philodinidae.